Plasmodium adleri (nom. inval.) is the source of this 438-nucleotide messenger RNA. Its product is annotated as conserved Plasmodium protein, unknown function. Bases 1 to 438 code for a protein of 145 amino acids. The record is from RefSeq and is a predicted model, not a curated record. NCBI's taxonomy places the organism in Eukaryota, Apicomplexa, Aconoidasida, Haemosporida, Plasmodiidae. The transcript has 3 exons.
AUGGCUUUUAUGUUUAAAAGAGAAGGUUGUUAUAGUAAGAAUAGAUUAAAUGAAGUGUUUAGAAAAAAUAAGCCAUUUAUUAAUCAACUGAUGUAUGAUUUAACAUCCUUUCAUUAUGAGAAUUAUAUGAAAAAUAAAAUUCAUAAAAAUAUUAUGAAUAACUAUAAUAACAUAGAAAAAAUUCAGUCAAUGCUCAAUUUAAUAAAUGGCGAAAAGGAAAAUGCCUUUAAAAUAAAAACUGGAUACUUUUACUUUCGUAGUGGAGUUCCAGUGAUCACGCCACACAUUGAACAGUCCAACGAAUUUGCUGAAAGUAAUAAUUAUACAUACAACUUUAAAAACAUAAAAAAGAAAUAUCUUAAGGAAGUUUACGAUUCUUAUAAACACAAAAUUGGAGGUACAGACCCAUCAGUACCUCAUUUUUAUAAGCACAAGUGA